CCAACCUAGAAAAAGAAGCUUCUGUCUGCCGAUUGCCGAUUUUAAAUGUUUAUUUUGUUUAUGUUUAUAGCUAUUAUUUAUUACUGACUAAUUAAAGGAUUAUCUUGGAAAAAUGGUGGUACGUAACUAUAAUCAAGAACUAGAGUAUCUAGAGAAAAUAAAUUCAUAUUGCUGGAAAAUAAAGAAAGGUUUUCAACCUAACAUGAACGUUGAAGGAGUCUUUUAUGUUAAUCAAACACUGGAAAAACUUAUGUUAGACGAAUUAAGAAACGCUUGCAGACCAGGUAUGGUUGGAGGUUUCCUACCAGGUGUAAAACAGAUUGCAAAUGUUGCAGCUCUUCCAGGAAUUGUUGGUAGAUCUGUUGGUUUACCUGAUAUCCAUUCUGGAUAUGGUUUUGCCAUAGGAAAUAUGGCUGCUUUCGAUAUGGGUGAUCCAAAUUCAGUAGUUUCUCCAGGAGGCGUAGGUUUUGAUAUAAAUUGUGGCGUUAGAUUAUUAAGAACGAAUCUGUUUGAACAGGAUGUUCUACCUGUUAAAGAACAACUUGCACAAAGUUUGUUUGACCACAUUCCUGUUGGUGUAGGCUCAAAAGGAAUUAUUCCAAUGAAUUCCAAAGAUCUUGAAGAAGCUUUGGAAAUGGGGAUGGACUGGUCGUUGAGGGAGGGCUAUAUUUGGGCAGAAGAUAAGGAACAUUGUGAGGAAUAUGGCAGAAUGUUAAAUGCAGAUCCAUCUAAAGUUAGUAUGAGGGCCAAGAAAAGGGGACUACCACAGUUGGGAACUUUAGGAGCUGGUAAUCAUUAUGCAGAAAUUCAAGUAGUAGAUGAGAUUUAUGACAAGUGGGCUGCUUGCAAAAUGGGUAUCGAAGAGGUUGGCCAAGUAUGUGUUAUGAUUCACUCAGGUAGCCGAGGAUUUGGUCACCAGGUCGCAACUGAUGCUCUGGUUCAGAUGGAAAAAGCAAUGAAAAGAGAUAAUAUCGAAACUAACGACAGACAAUUGGCCUGCGCCAGAAUAAACUCAGUUGAAGGCCAAGAUUAUCUGAAAUCGAUGGCCGCAGCCGCUAAUUUUGCCUGGGUCAAUCGAAGUUCUAUGACAUUUUUAAGUAGACAGGCAUUUGCCAAGCAAUUCCGAGUUACGCCAGACGAUUUGGACAUGCAUGUUAUCUAUGACGUUUCUCAUAACAUAGCCAAAGUAGAAGAACAUAUUGUGGAUGGCAAACAAAAAACACUUUUAGUACAUAGAAAGGGUUCUACAAGAGCAUUUCCACCACAUCAUCCACUAAUUCCAGUAGAUUACCAGCUAACUGGCCAGCCAGUGUUAAUAGGUGGUACUAUGGGAACUUGUAGCUAUGUUAUGACAGGCACUGAGCAAGGAAUGCUUGAAACAUUUGGGUCUACGUGCCAUGGCGCGGGUCGUGCAUUGUCUCGAGCCAAGUCACGCAGAAAUAUUGAAUAUACCGAGGUUUUAAGGCGACUGGAGGACAUGGGAAUAUCCAUCAGGGUUGCUUCGCCCAAGCUGGUCAUGGAAGAAGCGCCCGAAUCAUAUAAAAACGUAACGGAUGUGGUAAAUACUUGUCACGCGGCCGGUAUAUCCAAGAAGGCCAUUAAAUUAAGACCGAUCGCAGUUAUUAAAGGCUAGUCAUUUUGUUAAUCUCACUCACACCAGGCUUCACUCAUUAAUUUAUAUACAUUUAUAUUUUUUUAAUUGACAUGCUUGCUAAUUUACAUGUUAAUUGUUUGAAUGGUCGUUAAUUUCAUUCAAUUAAAUGAAAGUACGAUGUUUUG
Molecule: messenger RNA, 1779 nt
Organism: Sitophilus oryzae (rice weevil)
Lineage: Eukaryota; Metazoa; Arthropoda; Insecta; Coleoptera; Curculionidae
Gene: RtcB
Product: tRNA-splicing ligase RtcB homolog
Exons: 8
Coding region: 113-1633 (506 amino acids)
Biological process (GO): tRNA splicing, via endonucleolytic cleavage and ligation
Cellular component (GO): nucleus; tRNA-splicing ligase complex
Molecular function (GO): RNA ligase (ATP) activity
Source: RefSeq, a predicted model, not a curated record